Capsella rubella is the source of this 1826-nucleotide messenger RNA. Its product is annotated as dol-P-Glc:Glc(2)Man(9)GlcNAc(2)-PP-Dol alpha-1,2-glucosyltransferase. Gene Ontology annotation, cellular component: endoplasmic reticulum. The record is from RefSeq and is a predicted model, not a curated record. Gene Ontology annotation, biological process: protein N-linked glycosylation; dolichol-linked oligosaccharide biosynthetic process. The transcript is spliced from 8 exons. Lineage: Eukaryota; Viridiplantae; Streptophyta; Magnoliopsida; Brassicales; Brassicaceae. Gene Ontology annotation, molecular function: dolichyl pyrophosphate Glc2Man9GlcNAc2 alpha-1,2-glucosyltransferase activity. Bases 162 to 1688 code for a protein of 508 amino acids.
AGCUCGCUCACUAGAUUUCUUUUUUUUUUUUUUUCCGGGAAAAUUCGAUUUUCAUUGUGAACUAUUCCACUAAACAGUAAAACCCCAUGAUUGAUCCGCGAAUGCAAUUCGGAUGAUUUGGAUCUGAUUGUUUUUUUCUUUUCUGGGAACAAGAGAAAAAGAUGGGGAAAAUAGCCGUUGCAGCUAUAACGAGCUUAUGGGUGAUUCCAAUGUCGAUCAUCGUCAAUCACAUUGUUCCGGAACCUUACAUGGACGAGAUAUUUCAUGUGCCUCAAGUCCAGCAGUACUGUAAUGGGAAUUUUAGGAGCUGGGAUCCAAUGAUCACUACCCCACCUGGAUUGUACUAUAUUUCGCUAGUACAUGUUGCUAAUUUGUUUCCAGGAAUAAUGUUGAUGAAAAAUACUACUCAGUCUCAGUCCUUUGCUGAAGCUUGUUCUACGUCUGUCCUACGGUCUACAAAUGCUGUUUUUGCAGUAUUGUGUGGAGUUCUAGUGUAUGAGAUAAUCAGUUUCCUGGGGCCAAAUCUCAGUGAUAGAAAAGCAACUUUUAUGGCGGUAGUUAUGUCGCUUUACCCUCUCCAUUGGUUCUUCACUUUCCUCUACUAUACAGAUGUUGCCUCUCUAACUGCAGUUCUUGCCAUGUACCUCGCUUGUUUGAAGAAAAGAUAUAUGCUCAGUGCAUUGUUUGGCACUUUAGCAGUUUUUUUCCGACAAACAAAUGUAGUCUGGAUGCUUUUCGUUGCUUGCUCAGGUGUAAUAGACUUCACUCUUGACUCAACGAGGCAAAAAGAGAAAGAAAAAGUAAACCAAGAAUUGCUUCAGGCGAGUGAUAGGGAAGGAGCAACUCUGAGAUCAAAUCUUAGAAAAAAAAGACCUGAUAGCAGUUCAGACCAUUUUAACCACGGUAAAACUGUCUCUUUUACAGAGGAUACUUCAGGCCUACUCUAUGAUACUUAUGCUGUGAUUUCAACAUCUUGGAAUAUGAAAUGGAGGCUUUUGGUCAAAUUUAGCCCUUUCAUCGUCGUUGUGGUACUGUUUGGUAUAUUUAUCCUCUGGAAUGGGGGUAUAGUCCUCGGUGCAAAAGAGGCUCAUGUAGUUUCACUACAUUUUGCGCAGAUAAUGUAUUUUAGUCUUGUCUCUGCUCUAUUCACUGCUCCUCUACAUUUCUCAGUAGUUCAACUGAGAAAUCUGUUUCAAAAGCUCCAUAGAAAUUGGCCCUUAAGCAUGCUACUUAGUCUUGUAGCUCUAAUAGCCGGAUUUGCCUCUGUACACUAUUUCAGCUUGGCUCAUCCAUAUCUUCUGGCCGACAAUCGCCAUUAUCCCUUCUAUCUAUGGAGAAAGAUUAUCAACUUUCAUUGGUCAAUGAAGUACAUGUUAGUCCCGGUUUACGUCUAUUCUUGGUUCUCAAUCCUAACUUUAUUAGCGAAAACUCGAAGAGAUAUCUGGGUAAUGGUCUAUUUCUUAGCAACAUGCGCUGUUCUUGCUCCCACGCCAUUGAUCGAGUUCAGAUAUUACACCAUUCCGUUUUACCUCUUCAUGCUUCACUCUUGUGUCAGAAGCAGCAGCUUCACCGCUUGGCUUCUCAUCGGAACUAUUUUUGUCUCUGUUAAUGUGUUUACAAUGGCAAUGUUCUUGUUUAGACCGUUUAAGUGGAGCCAUGAGGAUGGCGUCCAAAGGUUUAUAUGGUAGGGACAAAGAUUUAUUACGCUCAUUUGAUGUAACCAGCUGUUAGGCCUAAGAAACUGGUGAGUUCAUGAUAUUUUCUGUUGUGCUAAAAACAUCAGUUUUAAGGUUGCUUUUAGUAAAACCGAUUGCAACAGUUCCGCA